Lotus japonicus is the source of this 1041-nucleotide messenger RNA. RefSeq lists its product as uncharacterized. NCBI's taxonomy places the organism in Eukaryota, Viridiplantae, Streptophyta, Magnoliopsida, Fabales, Fabaceae. The transcript has a single exon. The coding region runs from base 1 to 1041 and encodes 346 amino acids. The record is from RefSeq and is a predicted model, not a curated record.
AUGGCUGCAGAACCAGCUGGUGGUGGAAAUGAGGAUACAAAUGUAGGAUUUGUGAACUUCACUCCAAGGAACAUAACCAGGAUUGGUAGGCCUGCAGGUGCUGCUAGGCCACCUGAAGUGAAGACUGGAUUGGUGCAGCUGAUGUAUGCUAAUCCUUUCGCUGGCUUGGAUCAUGAGAAUCCUUACACUCACCUGACAAAGUUGUAUGAACUUUGUUGUACUGCUGGAAUUAGCCAAGCUGAGGAAGAAGCUGUAUUUCUGAGGCUCUUCCCUUUAACUUUGAUUGGGCAAGCAAAGGAUUGGUUCUUGGAUCAACCACAGACAACUUUAGCUGAUUGGAAUGAAUUGGAAAAGAAAUUCAUGACCAAGUACUUUUCUGAAUCAAAAUAUAUGGAUUGUAGAACUGCAAUUUCUACUUUUUCCCAAAGUACAGGUGAAAGUUUGCGUGAAGCUUGGGAAAGAUACAAAUCCAUGUUGAGGAGGUGCCCGAAUCAUGACUUUGACGCCAAGACACAAAUCCAUCUUUUCAGAAAAGGUCUUCAACAACAGAGCAGGAUAAUGGUGGAUGCAACUUCAGGAGGUUCUUUGAUGACAAAGUCUCCAACUGAGGCCAUUCAGAUCAUUGAGGCUAUGGCUCUAAAUGACCACCAAGAUCAACAUAUGAGAGGACCACCAAGGAGAGGAUGCGUUCUGGAAUUGGGAUCAAGUGAUGCUAUCUUGGCCCAAAACAAGCAACUGCAGCAACAACUGGAUGAAGUGAAAAAGACUCUUAGUGAUCUUCCCAAACAACUUCGGGAGAUGCAAGAUUCUUCUUCCAGGAAGCAGGUGAACAGGUGUGAUGUGUGUACUAAGGAUCAUCCAACAGAAUACUGUCAAUUACAGGAAGAGGAGGUUCACUACCUAGGAAACCAGCAGAGGCAAGGGUACCAGAACAACUAUCCCAGGGGAGGUAAUCAACAAUACAACCAACCUUGGAGGCAAGAUGCAAGGCCUUCCACCAGCAGGGCACCACCACCUUACCAGAAUCAGUCAUACCAAUAG